Molecule: messenger RNA, 2596 nt
Organism: Oncorhynchus keta (chum salmon)
Lineage: Eukaryota; Metazoa; Chordata; Actinopteri; Salmoniformes; Salmonidae
Gene: ddx43
Product: DEAD (Asp-Glu-Ala-Asp) box polypeptide 43
Exons: 17
Coding region: 201-2378 (725 amino acids)
Molecular function (GO): ATP binding; RNA helicase activity; RNA binding
Source: RefSeq, a predicted model, not a curated record
ACCUCGUGAGGAAGACAAAAACACACAAAAAACAAUCCUCCGAAAAAGUUUAGAUGGGUUUUCAUCCACCCCACUGAACUGCCAACAGCUGAUUGUGUGAAAAAUAGAAAGGUCACAAACCGGAUGUUUAGGGACCACAAUUGGCGUCAGGUGAGAUGAUAUCAAAUUAGCUGGCCAGUUAUCGCACAUUCUCGUUUGUAAUGUCGGACUGGGAGGAGGAAAACGAUGUACCUACGCAUGCUACCACAGCACCACCCACAGAUUGGAGGUCUUCGUGGAAAGGGGGUGCGAAAGAAAAUGUGUGUUUUGGGAUGGGAAAUGCAGGUGGUUUCAGAGCGCCAAGAGAGAGAGGGGAUCCCAACGGUUCGCAUUGUCAAAAUUGGAGGGACAGCUAUGGUGGCAACGACCGCGUGUUCUCCAGAAGUGGAGAUCUUUAUGCCUGUGGGCGCAGAGGCCGUGGCGCAGACGGGUCGGCUUCAACUCCGCCCGUCACCUUCACGGUGGAAAAUACCUCAAUUGGAAGGGUUAUAGGUCGUGGUGGAGCUAAAAUACGUGAACUUGAAGAAACCAGUGGUGCACGAAUCAAGAUCAGCAAGGGGGACUAUGAGGGUGAGGUGCAUAUCUUCGGGAGCAGCAAGGUUCAACAGAAGGCCCGAGAGAUGAUCGAGGAGUUGGUAGCCGGAGACAGUGGCCCUGGGGCAUUCCGCAGAGAACCUGGGUGUGAUGGAAGAUUUGGGGGUGCUGGUGGCGGAGGCAGGAGCGGCUCCAUCUGGUCAGCUGCAGCCCUGCAGGCGUCUCUGGAGGACAGUCCUCCACAGGCCAUCGACUGGGUCUCCAUGAGGGCCAACCGGCACAAAUACGAGGAGAUGAAGUGGCAGGAUCUCCCACCUCUGAAGAAGGAUUUCUACUUUGAGUCAGAGAUUGUAGCCAGUCGGUGUGAAGAGGAAGUAAAGGCAUGGAGGAAAGCGAAUAACGAUAUCUUUGUGGAUGACCUGAAGGAGGGAGAAGGGAAGAAGCGUCCUUUUCCCAACCCUGUGAUCACGUUCGACGAAGCCUUCCUGCACUAUCCUGGGAUCAUGGAGAAUAUUGUCAGAGUCGGCUUCGCCAAGCCAACUCCUAUCCAGGUCCUUAUUGAGUCAGUCGGCUUCGCCAAGCCAACUCCUAUCCAGGUCCUUAUUGAGUCAGUCGGCUUCGCCAAGCCAACUCCUAUCCAGUCUCAAGCCUGGCCCAUGUCGCUGAAAGGAGAUGACCUGAUCGCGAUCGCCCAGACAGGCACAGGAAAGACACUGGCCUACCUUCUACCUGGCUUCAUUCACAUGGAUGGCCAGCCUGUAAAACGUGUUAAGCGGGACGGCCCUGGUAUGCUUGUUCUGACUCCCACUAGAGAGCUGGCUCUGCAGAUUGAGUCAGAGUGCAACAAGUACAGCUACAAGGGCUUCAAAUGUGUGUGUGUCUACGGAGGUGGAGACCGCAGGGCCCAGAUCAAAGUGAUCUCAGCUGGAGUAGACAUUGUGAUCGCUACGCCUGGCCGGCUUAACGACCUGCAGAUGAACGAGUUGAUCAACCUGCAUUCCAUCACCUACCUGGUGCUGGAUGAGGCAGACAGGAUGCUUGACAUGGGCUUUGAGCCUCAAAUAAUGAAAAUUCUUCUGGAUGUCCGUCCGGACAGGCAGACUAUUAUGACCAGUGCCACCUGGCCCACGGGAGUGAGGCGAUUGGCCAAGACGUACCUGAAGAACCCCAUGAUGGUGUAUGUGGGAACUCUGGACCUGGCUGCUGUGAACACAGUGCAGCAGACUGUUCUCUUUUGUCAAGACGAGGAGAAGAAGGCCUAUCUCUUUAACUUUGUCCACAACAUGGAGCCUGAGGACAAAGUGCUCAUCUUCGUAGGCAAGAAGAUAAUGUGUGACGACCUGUCCAGUGACAUGUGUCUGCGGGGCCUGGCAGUACAGAGUCUUCAUGGGGACCGGGAACAGUGUGACCGCGAGGAGGCGCUCAAGGACUUCAAAGAAAGUGUUGUCCGUAUCCUAGUGGCCACUGACCUGGCCUCCCGAGGGCUGGAUGUCACAGACAUCACACACGUCUUCAACUUUGACUUCCCACGCAACAUUGAAGAGUAUGUCCAUCGCGUGGGCCGCACGGGCCGGGCAGGACGCUCUGGGGCCUCUAUCACCUUGGUAACGAGAGGAGACUGGAGGAAGGCUCCUGACCUGAUCCCCAUCCUGGAGAGGGCUGGACAGGAGGUACCUGAUGAGCUGGUGCUCAUGGCGGAGAGAUACGAGAAGCACAAGCGAGAGAAGGAGAUGUACGGCCCCAGAGGAGGAGGAGGAGGGGGAGGAGGAGUAAGAGACAGAGGAGAGUCUAACUGGAGGUUCUAACCCAUUACAGGUACACAGGAGGAAGAAGCAACUUGCAACUUCAGUUCUGGAAUCUCAAGCGUUCAUCCUUUUUUUGUUUUAUUGAAUAAUUCAUAGUGUUGUACAGACAGUUUAAAUUACCUUUUUAUAAUUUGAGUGAGAGCCAAAUGCUCUUCUCCAUGUAUCAUCUCUGGGAAGACUCUAAACUGUUCUGAUCUGAAUUAAAUGGUAACUUCUGA